Mugil cephalus (flathead mullet) is the source of this 1471-nucleotide messenger RNA. RefSeq names its product integrin-linked kinase-associated serine/threonine phosphatase (gene ilkap). Gene Ontology annotation, biological process: protein dephosphorylation. Gene Ontology annotation, molecular function: protein serine/threonine phosphatase activity; cation binding. NCBI's taxonomy places the organism in Eukaryota, Metazoa, Chordata, Actinopteri, Mugiliformes, Mugilidae. The transcript has 10 exons. The coding region runs from base 262 to 1347 and encodes 361 amino acids. The record is from RefSeq and is a predicted model, not a curated record.
GCUGAAGAAGAAGAAGAACUGUCCCUUAGCCUGGAGCUAGCUGUUAGCAUCUCUGUGUUUCUAAAUUAAAUUAAAUGAGAUUCAUUCACAUUUUGACCAGCUCGAGCCACGUUAAUAAACCUCUCUGCUUCCGGUUUGUUUCUAUCGUUUAGUGAACUGUUAGCGCAGAGAAGCUAAAAGCUGAAACUGAAAGGGACGAAGAGCCGGUGGCUAGGCUAGUUAGCUCCGGUGGCUAGGCUAGUUAGCUCCGGUGGCUAGGCUAUGGACCUGUUUGACGACCUGCCGGAACCGACACAGAGCUCCGGUCCAGGAUCUGCUCCCUCGCCGACCACCAAAGAAGAAGAAGAAGAGGAAGAGGAGGAGACGCGGCUAAAAAGGAAAAGAGACGAUGAAGACAGUCCCUCUGAGGACAAACAGAAGGAGGAAGAGGAGCGAGGACAGAUCAAGAAAGUUUGUAAAGAAGGACUUCCUGUCCUCAGAGGCUACGUGGCGGCGCGGCGUGGAGAGAGGGACGAGAUGCAGGACGCCCACGUGAUGCUGCCGGACCUGAGCGUCCUCCUGACGUCCCCGCUGCCCGGAAACGUGUCUAGAGUCUCGUACUUCGCUGUGUUUGAUGGACAUGGAGGUUCUCGAGCUUCUCGCUUCGCAGCCGAACAUCUUCACCACAACCUGGCAAAGAAGUUCCCCAGCGGAGACGUUGAAAACGUGGACAAGCUGAUUAAAAAGUGUCUCCUGGACACGUUCCGACAGACGGACGAAGACUUCCUGAAGAAAGCGUCCAGCCAGAAGCCGGCGUGGAAGGACGGAUCUACGGCCACAUGUGUCCUGGUGGUGGACGACACGGUGUACGUGGCCAACCUGGGGGACAGCAGGGCGUUGCUGUGUCGGACGGAGGCGGCUGCAGACGGAGGGAGGAGGCCGGUGACUCUGGCUCUGAGUAAAGAACAUAACCCAACCAUCUACGAGGAGAGGAUGAGGAUCCAGAGAGCGGGAGGCACCGUCAGGGACGGCCGGGUGCUCGGUGUCCUCGAGGUGUCCCGCUCUAUCGGGGACGGUCAGUACAAACGCUGUGGAGUCAUUUCAACCCCCGACCUGAGGAGGUGUCAGCUCUCAGCCAAUGACAGGUUCAUUAUUUUGGCCUGUGACGGUUUAUUCAAAGUGUUUUCGGCCGAUGAAGCCGUUAAGUUCGUCCUCCACGUCCUCCAGGAGGGGAGUGCUGAGAGGAGGUCGGGGCUGAUGGAGGACGAGUUACGCUUUGAAUCAGCCUGUCAGCAGUUAGCGAGCGAAGCUGUGAGACGAGGCUGCGCCGACAACGUCACCGUCAUCCUGCUUUCUAUUGGCUGCUGAGCCUUCAUCAUCAUCAUCAUCAUCACCAUCAUCAUCAUCACCAUCAUCAUCAUCAUCAUCAUCAUCACCUUCAUCAUCACCAUCAUCAUCAUCAUCAUCAUCAUCAUCAUCAUCAUCAUCACCA